CCAAGGAGGAUCAAAAUGAUGACAGAGUUUUCAUGUGAUGACACCGACAAGGGGCCACUGGUGCAGAUGCAUUGCCUCAGAGGGUUUCAACGGCAUCUAAAUUACCUGAAAAAGGAGAACUUCAGCCUGAAGCUUCGGAUCUACUUCUUGGAGGAGAAGAUCCAGCAGACGUUUGAGCAGAGCAGUGAUGACGUGCACAAGAAGAACAUCCAGUUGAAGGUGGAAGUUGAGAGUCUGAAAAAUGAGCUCAGUGAAAAAAAGAAGCUUCUGGACACAGUACCAAUUGCCACAGAGAAUCUGUCACCUGCAGAGAAGUUUCCAAGCCAUUCGCCUAAAUGUCAAAAGGACAUCAGCCCAAUGCAGGAAAUUCUUCAAACCAAAGUGGAGCUGUUACCAGAGGAGGCCCAACCGGCAAGAGACAAGGCUGAUCAUAUGGCUUUGCUCGCAUACUCUGAGACCACUGAGAACACUGUCAGGCUCAGGAGAGUUUAUAUGAUGACAAAGACAGGUUGAUUGAUGAGCUGGUGCAGAAGAAACAAUCGCUCAGCCUGCAGGUUGAACCGCUUGAGGUCAAAGUUCAAGACCUUUUUGCUUCCCUCCUAAAGAAAGAAG
Messenger RNA from Hippocampus zosterae (dwarf seahorse), 612 nucleotides. RefSeq names its product myomegalin-like. Gene Ontology annotation, molecular function: protein kinase binding; gamma-tubulin binding; microtubule binding. Gene Ontology annotation, cellular component: mitotic spindle pole; perinuclear region of cytoplasm; microtubule plus-end. The record is from RefSeq and is a predicted model, not a curated record. Gene Ontology annotation, biological process: negative regulation of centriole replication; positive regulation of DNA-templated transcription; microtubule bundle formation. NCBI's taxonomy places the organism in Eukaryota, Metazoa, Chordata, Actinopteri, Syngnathiformes, Syngnathidae. The transcript has 7 exons. The coding region runs from base 16 to 513 and encodes 165 amino acids.